Molecule: messenger RNA, 1302 nt
Organism: Helianthus annuus (common sunflower)
Lineage: Eukaryota; Viridiplantae; Streptophyta; Magnoliopsida; Asterales; Asteraceae
Product: solute carrier family 35 member F1
Exons: 13
Coding region: 206-1105 (299 amino acids)
Biological process (GO): transmembrane transport
Cellular component (GO): membrane
Molecular function (GO): transmembrane transporter activity
Source: RefSeq, a predicted model, not a curated record
UGUGGCGGAGAUCGGAGCUUUCGACGGUGGUUUCCGUUUUGCUACUCGGACAACUGACCUCUUUCAUACUAGCACUUAUGAACUUCACUUCAUCUCUAUCCGCAAAUCUCGGCCAGUCAUUGCUAAUGCUAAAAGAUGCGAGUUCUUCUUAAAGCAAAAUUCGUGCACAGCAGCUAGACGUAUAGGUGCUAAUUCACCUGUUACUAUGGGACUUCUUGGCUAUCUGGCUUUGACCGUGGUCAAUGGAAGCAUCAUGUUGUACCAACGCCAUGAACUCAUUGUAGUGUCACCUUCCUUCACACCUAGUCAGAAACUAUAUAUAUAUGGGAUUCCAUGGUAUUGGUAUGCUCUUUUAGCAUUUUUCGAUGUCCAAGGCAACUAUCUUUUUAAUUCAGCAUACUACUUCACAUCAAUUACAAGUGUGGCGUUAUUAGAUUGUUGUACAGUUGCAUGGGUCAUACUUUUUACUUGGACAUUUUUGGGCACAAAAUAUUCUCUACGGCAGCUUCUUGGCACAGCCGUUUGUGUAUUAGGCCUUUGUUUAGUGGUUCUUUCUGAUGCUGGGAUUGGUGGUGGAGGUGGUUCAAAUCCACUUUUGGGUGAUUUACUUGUCACCGGUGGAACAAUUUUCUUUGCACUGAGCAAUGUUGGUGAGGAAUUUAUUGUUAAGAAAAACGGUUGUCUUGAAGUAUUAGCAAUGCUUGGUCUGUUUGGAAUGUUCUUUAGUGUAAUUGAGAUUGCCAUAUACGAGAGGGAGAAUCUGGAAGCAGUGACAUGGUCUGCUGAACUUAUGCUAACGUUUGUUGGUUACACUGUGGCGUUCUUAAUGUACUACUCUUUAACUCCUCUUAUUCUACAGACAAGUGGUUCCACGUUGUUCAAUCUAUCACUCCUCACAACCGACAUGUGGGCUGUUGUCAUACGCAUCUUUUUCUACCAACAGCAGGUAGAGUGGUUAUACUAUGUAUCGUUUGCGGUUGUUGGUGUUGGUCUUCUCAUAUAUUCGAAAACGGAGAAGAAUCCGAAUCUUUCACAAGAACCUGAAAACGGGAUCCCCAACUCACAAUACCAACCGAUUCAUGAACAAGGGCAAUCCGGAUGGUAAUGUAUUCUCUCACAUUGCAACCGAUAGAUUUGCAGCCAUGGCCGAUUUUUAUGACUUUGUUUCAUUGUUCACAGAUCUGAGCCGCGUGUAUUCCAUUUCCUCCCAUUUUGUAAAAUUGCACUAAUUUUAUCGUUAUUUUACUAAUUUAUUGAAAAUAACGUUAAAAGCGGCGGACAGUCAAUCAUGCAUCAUGUGGU